AUGGCCAAGUCAUCUCUCCUUACCCUCCUAGGAGUUCUCACGGCCAGAGCCUCGGCCAGUCCAUGCGCUCCUGGCGUUGUCACAGACGCAGCGAACCCAGCCCGCCAAUGCCAUAAUCUCACAAUUCCCGUCUCGAUAUCAGCUCGCAAUGGACUCUUCAAUCUGACAGCGCCAUCGAAUAACAUUGAGGUCACCGACUUCAUCCUCAACCAAGCACAGCCGGGCAAGAACUACACUGAAGCAGUGCUAGAGGGCUACGCGACCGUCCAGGGCAACUACUCCAUUGCGGCGACCUACUGCGAGCCAACCGCCGGACCCGGUAAGACUCUGCAGGUCCUCACCCACGGCAUCGGCUUCGACAGAUCGUACUGGGACUUCCCGCUCAACAACUACAACUACAGCUAUGUGAACGCAGCCAUCGCCAAGGGAUACAGCACCUUCGCCUUUGACCGCCUCGGCAUCCACCAAUCCUCGCACGGAGAGCCUGUGAACGAGAUCCAGUCAUGGCUCGAGAUCGCAGCUCUCCGGUCACUGACAGCCAUGUUGAGGCAAGCGACUCUGCCCGGCGUCACGACCCAUUAUGACAAGAUCGUGCAUGUGGGCCACAGCUUCGGCUCGAUCCAGACGUAUGGACUCACGGCCAUGGACCCGACCAUCUCGGACGGCAUUGCGCUCACGGGCUUCAGCCAGGCGCCCAUGUACGCGGCAUACUUCCUGCUCGGGGGCAACUUCGUUGAAGCGAACGGGGCGGCCUAUGCACUCAAGGACUACCCCAACGGUUACCUGGCAGCUGGAGACGCGUCGGGCGUCCAGACGAACUUUUUCGCUUUGGGCGAAUUUGAUCCGGCAGUACUGGCGGAGGCGUAUAUGACAGGCCAGCCUGUCACUGUGGGGGAGCUGCUAACACUCUCAGGGCCUGCGGCUAGCAAUAACUCGUUUGGAGGACCGGUGCUUGUGAUUACCGGAGACCGCGAUAUCCCAUUCUGCGGCGGCAACUGCCUGGCUGCCGACCCAUCGCCUUCCUCUUCCAAGCAAUACUUCGGUAAUACAUCGGACUUUGAGACUGUGAUUGUGCCUGCGACUGGCCACGGGUUGAACCUUCAAUACUCCUGGCCGACAACCUACGCAGCAAUCCUGGACUUCUUUGAUAAGACGGUCUGA
Messenger RNA from Anthostomella pinea, 1161 nucleotides. NCBI's taxonomy places the organism in Eukaryota, Fungi, Ascomycota, Sordariomycetes, Xylariales, Xylariaceae. The record is from the annotation of a GenBank genome assembly.